CUGUGGGCUGGGAGGCGGGGCACUUUCCUGAGCCCCGCGGCCUGGUGUCAGAGGAACAAUGCUUGUUUAGAAAGAAAACAAACCUCACAAAAACCGUGAAAAUUGAGCGUAAGCGAAAAGCUCGUGUUGGACACUGUGAGGUGAGGGCAAGUCGCGAAGCGGGCGGAAGCGUGCGCCGGCCAUGGCGGCGGGGGGCGGCGGGCCCCUCUGUGCGGGCCGAGCAGCAGUAACAGGGGAUCGCGUGUUUGUCUGGUGUGUCCGCCAGCGCUGGACGCCGUAAAAGGAACUGAAGAACAGGCCACUGCUUUUCCUUGGGGAUCAUGAACACCCGGCAGCAAAGCAAAGUGAUCUACUCCUGGUAUGGAGAACCCACGAUCUCAGACAGAAAACUGAGGACUUUACAGUACAAGGGAAUCGUUCUUACCUCAGAAAGAAGCAGAACAGAAACCUGUAUACAGCUUGGUGACUUUAUUUUAGUAGAAGGGGAGAAUGCAAAUCAACCUUUUGUGGCACAGCUCCUGGAUUUAUAUGAAGAUGGUGCUCAGGAGAAGCAUGCAGUUGUGCAGUGGUUCUGUCAUAUUACAGAGAUACCUCAGAACAAACGGAAGUUGAUUAAAAGAGAGAUUUCUCCCCAAGAGGUGUUUUUUGAUCAAGUUUCUGGCUAUGAUACUGAUAUAGCUGUGGAGACCAUCAUUAAAAGUGUCAUGGUAAUACCGCUACAUCUGGGGGAGGAGCUGCCUGUUAAAAUAAGCAAUGAACAAACUUUCUAUGUCAAACAGACUUGGGAUGGAAAAUGCUUUAAGGCUUUGUCCCCUGACACUUUCUCUAAGCUGAAGAAAGAUAAUAAGAAAGGAGGUGGCAUCCCAAACUCUUUCAACUCAUUUAUUCCUUUGGACAUUGUUUCUCCCCUGAAAAAAGAGACGGAGAGAGCUGUUCAGAGUGCCACAAAAGCAAAAAAUGUUGAGCUGGAAAUAGAAUCAAAACAUUCUGCUUCCAAGUUCUCCCUCGCUAAGGAAAGGCAUUCACAAAGAGUGGCUAAUGACAUCAAAACUCCCACAGCAAGGAAGAAGUUACAGUUGAACAGUCCCACAAGGUCUCCUAAAAGCAGGCUCCUGGGAUGUGAAGUUUUGGAACUUUUGGAUGACGACUGUGAUGAUAUAGCACUGUUAGAACCAUCAGCUACUAAGAGAAAAGUGAAAUUCACUGGCAUUUUAGGCUCACCACCGAAAAUGCGUUGUGCCAAUGAUAAGUCCAAGUCACUGUUUGAUACAGCAGAGCAUGGGCAGAGGCUUAAUGACGUGAUACGAUUAUCACCCUAUAGUAAGAGCAGAUAUUCCAGUGAGAAAGCCAGGAGCCUUGACAUGAAAGAUGACACUGUGUUUUUAAGUGGACAUCAGGAACUAGAUGGUGAGAGCCUUGUAUUGACCCCUCGUUCUCGCAGAGCGUGUGCCCAGAAAACAAGUGCUCGCAUCGCAGAGCAAGUCAGCAUAUUAAAUACCCUGGAGUCAAAAGAGAAAGAGGAUUUUCAGUCUAGUUCAGACAGCUCUUACUCUUCGAGCAGUGAGGAGGAGGAUGAGCUCUGUACACCAGAAAAGAAAAACAAAUCAAGCAGAAUAUUGAGCACCCCAAAAUCUUCAAGGAAAUCUUCUCAUGAUACUUCUGCUAGGACCUUGAAGAAAACUCCUUUACCAGGAACACCCAAGACACCUCGGAAUGCAACUCCUGAAAUACCCAGGCGGAACCAUGCAGCACAGAAACCAGCCAGUAUACUAGAAGAAGCCAGAUUAAGGCUGCACGUUUCUGCUGUCCCAGAAUCUCUACCUUGUCGUGAGGAGGAAUUUCAGGAUAUCUAUAACUUUGUGGAAAGCAAACUUAUUGAUGGUACAGGAGGGUGCAUGUACAUUUCUGGAGUGCCUGGAACAGGGAAGACUGCAACUGUUCAUGAAGUAAUUCGCUGUCUUCAGCAAGCUGCGGAAAAUGAUGAACUGCCAUUGUUUCAGUUUGUAGAGAUCAAUGGCAUGAAGCUGACUGACCCUCACCAAGCUUAUGUGCAGAUACUAGAAUUACUGACGGGUCAGAAGGUGACAGCAACCCAUGCAGCAGUACUAUUGGCAAAACUGUUCAAUACGCCUGGACCAAAGAGGAAGACAACAGUGCUGGUAGUGGAUGAGACUAAUUCUUCUCUAUCUCUGCAGCUUGACCUUCUGUGGACCCGGAAACAGAAUGUGAUGUACAAUUUAUUUGACUGGCCGACUCAAAAGCACUCCAAGUUAAUCAUCUUGGCCAUUGCUAACACCAUGGACUUGCCAGAGAGAAUAAUGAUGAACAGAGUAGCCAGCAGGCUGGGCCUCACCAGAAUGUCCUUUCAGCCCUACACCUACAAGCAGUUACAGCAAAUUGUUUCAUCCAGACUGAAGAGUGUGAAGGCAUUUGAAGAAGAUGCAAUUCAGCUGGUUUCCAGGAAGGUGGCUGCGCUGUCUGGCGAUGCAAGACGUUGCCUCGACAUCUGCAGAAGGGCCACUGAGAUCUGCGAGUUUGCUAGCCAAAAGAGAACCCCUGAAAUAGUCAGGAUGGCCCACGUAACAGAGGCUAUGGAUGAAAUGUUCUCCUCACCGUAUAUAAAUGCAAUCAGGAAUGCCUCAUUGCACGAACAGAUCUUUUUGAAAGCAAUUUUAGCAGAGUUUCGCAGGGCAGGAGUUGAGGAGGCAACAGUUCAAAAGAUCUAUCAUCAACAUGUAGCCUUGUGCAGAAUUGAAGGCAUGCAGAGUCCUACAAUAUCAGAAAUUCUAGCAGUUUGUGGCAGGCUUGGUGCCUGCAGGCUCUUGCUAGUGGAGCCCAGCAGCAAGUACCUCCACAUGCGGGUGCGACUCAACAUCAGCCAGGACGACGUCGUGUAUGCCCUCAAGGUUGAAUAAGGCAAUAGAGAUUUAAGCUUUUUAAUGUGUAUAAAUGGUUUAAAUAUUAUCUAUUUUUAUUUUUUUAAAUAGUUUUUAAAAUGGAAAUA
Messenger RNA from Colius striatus (speckled mousebird), 3004 nucleotides. RefSeq names its product origin recognition complex subunit 1 (gene ORC1). The coding region runs from base 321 to 2915 and encodes 864 amino acids. Gene Ontology annotation, molecular function: ATP hydrolysis activity; chromatin binding; ATP binding. The record is from RefSeq and is a predicted model, not a curated record. The transcript has 17 exons. Gene Ontology annotation, cellular component: nuclear origin of replication recognition complex. Gene Ontology annotation, biological process: DNA replication initiation; mitotic DNA replication checkpoint signaling. Lineage: Eukaryota; Metazoa; Chordata; Aves; Coliiformes; Coliidae.